AUGGCGCCGAAACAACAGCGCUAUAGUAUCAAGGAGAAGCGUGAAGGCGCGCAGCUCGCAAUUCAAGUCGGCGUCGACGAGGCUGCGCACCAGCUCGGGCGACCCCGCGGAACUUUGUUCGGAUGGUGGAAGCAAGCCGACAGGCUUUUCGCUUUCCGCGGAAACUCGCGUUCGCCAACUCUGAAGGGGCAGGGACGCAAGGAAAUAUUUCCUAGCGUCCCAGCCCUUGUUGCAUUUAUGAAGGACACGCGCAGAGACGAAAAGGCUCUAUCGACGCAUGCAAUGAUCGACUACAUGUGGCUACUAGAGCCUGAGUGGUGUGCAAGCUACAUGGACAGCCACAAAAGCCCUGAGCAGUCGCUAGAAAAAAUGUGUCAACGCAUUUGCAAACGUUACGACUUCACGUCUCAAAAACCCCAAGAAGCCAAGCUUCCGACAGUGGAGCUGCUCGAGAAACGCGCUGAGUUCUCCAUUGAACUUUGGAACAAGUACUCGACGUGGUGCCCUACGACACUCUUUAACGUGGAUGAAACGGCUAUCAAUUUUGAUAUGCCGCCGACACGUUUUUGGGCUGUCAAAGGCCGCAAGGACCCUGCCCGAAUUACCAAGAUGACGAAGCACACUGGCCGAAUGACAGCAGUUCUUACUGUUCGCGGUGAUGGUACGUUUUUUCUUGCUUUAACAAUUCUGAAACUGGGUAUUUUAUGCUAA
This is a messenger RNA of Phytophthora sojae, 711 nucleotides long. RefSeq lists its product as hypothetical. NCBI's taxonomy places the organism in Eukaryota, Oomycota, Peronosporomycetes, Peronosporales, Peronosporaceae. Bases 1 to 711 code for a protein of 236 amino acids. The transcript is spliced from 3 exons. The record is from RefSeq and is a predicted model, not a curated record.